This is a messenger RNA of Magallana angulata, 1955 nucleotides long. RefSeq names its product apoptosis-inducing factor 1, mitochondrial-like. Gene Ontology annotation, cellular component: mitochondrion; cytoplasm. The record is from RefSeq and is a predicted model, not a curated record. Gene Ontology annotation, biological process: apoptotic process; mitochondrial respiratory chain complex assembly. NCBI's taxonomy places the organism in Eukaryota, Metazoa, Mollusca, Bivalvia, Ostreida, Ostreidae. The transcript is spliced from 17 exons. Gene Ontology annotation, molecular function: protein dimerization activity; FAD binding; NAD(P)H oxidase H2O2-forming activity. Bases 48 to 1883 code for a protein of 611 amino acids.
GGAACUCUUCAUAACUUUGUGGCGCACAUGAGUCCGAGGUGACGAAAAUGCACCGGCUCGUUCCGUCAAGUAGAUUGUUUUCAAGAAGUAUAACCUCAUUACAACCUAAAAUAAAACACAAUAACUGUACUUACGAUCAUUUGUGUGUAAGAUGUUUGUCAAAUCAGUCCAAUCAACAAGGAAACCACCAUGAAUGGUCAUCACGACACACAGCAUAUGCUUCUGUGGCCGCAACGUCUUUAGUAUCACUUUAUUUUCUGGUUAAAUCCCUAAAGAGAGAUGAGAAUAGGUGGUCAUGCUACAGAUCCGCUUACUGUCAAAAAAAGCAUGUUGUCCCAGGAGCUAUUCCAGAAGCCAAGGCAUCCACCUUAUCGAAGGAUAAAAACAAAACCACCGAAUCAGAACAAACUGAUAAAGAAUCAUCUGAUACUGAGCUACCAUUUUAUAAGUACCUCAUAGUGGGAGCAGGGACAUCCUCAGUAUCAGCUUAUAGAGCAAUCAAAGCCAGGGACCCCAAGGCAAAGAUUUUAAUUAUUGGAGAAGAACCUGAUGUUCCCUAUGAGCGCCCACCUUUAUCUAAAGAGCUGUGGUAUGUUGAUCCUGCUGUGGCCAAGGAAUACAAAAUUGGGAAAUCAAAGAGAGACAGCAUUUUCUAUGAACCAAGGCCAUUUUAUUUGAGCCCAAAGGCAUUACAAGAGGCAGAAAAUGGUGGAGUUGGCUUGAUUUCUGGUAAAAAGGUUGUAAAACUUGAUGGUCAGAAGAAAAAGGUGUGGUUAAAUGAUGGCACAGAAAUUCUCUAUGAAAAAUGUCUGUUGGCCACAGGAGGUCGUCCAAAGAACCACCCUGUGAUGGAGACAGCAGAAAAAGACGUUCAAGAUCGCACCAUUCUCUUUAGAAAUACAUCAGACUUUACUCGUCUCCAUGAAGCGGUGGAAAAGUCCAAGUCAGUGGCCAUCAUCGGUGGGGGGUUUCUAGGCAGCGAGCUGGCCUGUGCCCUUGGAUUCAAAGGAUUAAAAACUUACCAAAUUAUUCAGGAGAAAGGGAAUCUUGGCACUGUUCUUCCUGAGUAUCUCAGUAAACACACAACAGAAAAAGUACAAGAAAGUGGGGUAGAUGUGCUAACAUCUCUCACAGUCACAGAGGCUCAGUAUAACAACAACCAGGUGGAACUAACCCUCAGUGAUGGCAGAAAGAUUUCAGUGGAUAAAGUUGUGGUGUGUGUGGGUUUAGAGCCAAAUGUAGAUUUAGCCAAGACAUCCAAUUUAGAAUUGGAUGAGAAACAUGGGGGAUUCCGUGUUAAUGCUGAACUGGAGGCAAUGUCUGGACUGUGGGUGGCAGGUGACGUCUCUUGUUUUUAUGACAUUAAACUUGGUCGUCGAAGAAUUGAACAUCACAACCAUGCCUGGGUCAGCGGAAAAUUAGCAGGAGAAAACAUGACCGGGGCCUCUAAAAUGUAUCGAUACCAGUCGAUUUUCUGGUCAGAUCUAGAACCCUAUGUAUCAUUCCAAGCCAUCGGUAUAAUAGACUCUAACUUGGAAACUUAUUCAGUUUUUGAAAAACCUCCAGAGAAGAAGAAGCAGAGAAAGAAAAAAACAAAGGAAAGCAAUUUAGAAAUUGCCAAGAAAACAACAGAAGAAUCACUAGGAACAAAUCAGGAAGUCAGUAAAGAUACUGGCUCUGAAGAAGAGAAGCCAAAAGAGGAGUUUAACAAAGGCGUGAUCUUUUACUUAAGGGGUGGAUCCAUUGUGGGCAUUUUACUCUGGAAUAUAACAGGGAAAAUAUAUAGAGCCAGACAGGUAAUCAGUGAUGGAUGUCGAGAUGAAGAUUUGUAUGAAGUAGCCAAGCUGUUCUUUGCUCCAAGGAAACGGAGGACAGAGGACUAAGUCUGUGAUAUUACAUGUGACACUGUACAUUGUGAUAAGAGUGCUAAUGAGAAUAAAGUGUGGAGGAGUCAA